CUACAGCACAUCCUUCCGUUUCCGCUUCCGGCGUUGCGGAGAUCCAGGUCGAAGAUGGCGGCGGUUGCGUCCCGGGUUUCUGGCCUGCUAGGUCGUUCCCGGCUGCAAUUGCGGCGGCCUAUGUCGAGUGGCGCCCACGGCGAGGAGGGCUCAGCUCGCAUGUGGAAGGCCCUCACCUACUUCGUGGCGCUCCCCGGGGUCGGAGUGAGCAUGCUGAACGUCUUCCUGAAAUCGCACCACGGAGAGGAGGAGAGGCCCGAGUUCAUCGCUUACCCCCAUCUCCGCGUCAGGUCCAAGCCCUUUCCCUGGGGAGAUGGUAACCAUACCCUAUUCCAUAACCCUCAUGUGAAUCCGCUUCCAACUGGCUAUGAAGAUGAAUGAAGAGAACCCGGACCACUACCCAGUGGGGACCACAGCACUGGUUUGGACCAUUACUCUGCACACAUGGACCAGAAAAGUGUAUGGGACCUUAAGCUCACCUUGUAUCCAGUGAUGACCAUUAUACUGAUCUUCCGUCCCUUUGCUUAUAGCAGGAGAUGGCUUAAAUAAAUAACUUAGUCGUGAGCUGAA
Camelus dromedarius (Arabian camel) is the source of this 570-nucleotide messenger RNA. RefSeq names its product cytochrome c oxidase subunit 6A1, mitochondrial. The transcript is spliced from 3 exons. Lineage: Eukaryota; Metazoa; Chordata; Mammalia; Artiodactyla; Camelidae. The record is from RefSeq and is a predicted model, not a curated record. Bases 55 to 381 code for a protein of 108 amino acids. Gene Ontology annotation, cellular component: mitochondrial inner membrane. Gene Ontology annotation, biological process: mitochondrial electron transport, cytochrome c to oxygen. Gene Ontology annotation, molecular function: enzyme regulator activity.